AUGUCGAAGAGAGAUAUGGAGAGCGAAUUCAGCAAUGCUUUUCCUGAAUCAUGUGCCAUGAAAGGAGGGGAGGGUCCUCACAGCUAUGCUCAAAACUCAACCUUCCAGAGAUCAGCAAUUGAAGCAGCCAAAAAGCUUCUCCAAAGUGCAGUAACUGAUCACUUUGACUUGAAAACAACUUGUGGUUCUCCUGAAAACCAAAUUCGCAUAGCAGACUUUGGUUGUUCCACUGGGCCAAACACCUUCAUUGCAGCACAAAACAUAAUAGAAGCAGUACAACUCAAAUACCAAUCUCAAUCUCAAAAUCAAAGCACCCCAGAAUUCUUGGUUUUCUUCAAUGAUCAAGCGUCAAAUGAUUUCAACACUCUCUUUCAGAAACUUCCUCCCAAUAGAAACUACUUUGCAGCUGGAGUUCCUGGCUCUUUCUAUGGACGUUUAUUUCCAAGUCAAAGCCUGCAUUUAGUUCACUCAUCUUCAUCAUUGUCCUGGUUAUCUAAGAUGCCCAAAGAGCUUACUGAUAGAAACUGUGGUGCUUGGAAUAAGGGAAGGAUUUUCUAUACUAAUGCUCCAAAAGAAGUUGAAGAUGCUUAUAAGGGACAGUUUAAGAUGGAUUUGGCGACCUUUUUACAAGCCAGAGCACAAGAACUGGUGGGCAAUGGGAUAAUGAUACUUCUGAUACCUGCUGCUCAUGACGUGAUUGAUUUUAGUGUGGACUUGUAUGGUGGAAAAGAUUAUGAAGUUUUGGGAAGCUGUCUCAUGGACAUGGCGAAACUGGGACUUAUAAGUGAAGAAAAAGUGGACACUUUUAAUGUGCCCACAUAUUUUCCACGGCUGAAGGAUCUGAAGAAAAUGCUUGAGAGUAAUGAAGAUUUGAGUGUAGAGAAAAUGGAUCUAUUAGAUGGCAAUAACUUGAUAAUUGAGCCAAACUUGGGCAGACAUGUUUCUCAAUGCCGAGCUGCUUUCGAAGUGUUAAUUGAGAAGCACUUUGGUGAUGGAAUUGUUGAUGAACUUUUUGAUCGCUUUGCUCAGAAACUUAUGAAAUCCCCACAACUCAUGAUGUAUCCCCAGAAGCUCAAACUUGUUAUGCUUUUUGUUGUUCUCAAGCGCAAGGUGUGAGCAUAGACAUAGAUGAUUAAGAUAUUAGUUAUUCUCUCAUGAUGAUGAUGAGCUUAAUUAUGAUGAUAAUGCAAUGCUGCUUUUAUUCCCUUGUUGGACUUAAUAAUUAUCAUGAAUGGUAGUGAGACUGUGAAGGUGACAUAUAUUGUCUAAUGUUUUUAGAGUUUGUUAUAUAAUUUUGUGGUAA
This is a messenger RNA of Neltuma alba, 1303 nucleotides long. Its product is annotated as probable S-adenosylmethionine-dependent methyltransferase At5g37990. The transcript is spliced from 3 exons. Gene Ontology annotation, molecular function: methyltransferase activity. Lineage: Eukaryota; Viridiplantae; Streptophyta; Magnoliopsida; Fabales; Fabaceae. The record is from RefSeq and is a predicted model, not a curated record. Bases 1 to 1116 code for a protein of 371 amino acids.